Messenger RNA from Athene cunicularia (burrowing owl), 3718 nucleotides. RefSeq names its product cystinosin, lysosomal cystine transporter (gene CTNS). Gene Ontology annotation, biological process: L-cystine transport. Bases 128 to 1267 code for a protein of 379 amino acids. Gene Ontology annotation, molecular function: L-cystine transmembrane transporter activity. Gene Ontology annotation, cellular component: lysosomal membrane. The transcript has 12 exons. The record is from RefSeq and is a predicted model, not a curated record. Lineage: Eukaryota; Metazoa; Chordata; Aves; Strigiformes; Strigidae.
CACACCACGCGCCACGGGCGCUGGGCGGGGAGUUGAGAGGCGGCGGCCUCACGUGAGAAGCUGAAAAGGGAAGAGCCGGGGCUGUGCGGGAGCGAGCUGCGGUGCUGGAAGGAGCAGCUUUUCCACCAUGAGGAUGCAAUACCUGGCGCCCGCUCUGCUGCACCUCUCACUCGUGCUGCUGAGGCCUUGUGGUACCAAUGGACAAAAUGACUCUAUCACGAAAGAAAAUGGAGUCGUCGUAUUGUCUGUCCCUGAAGUGGUUUCAUUAGAAAGUGGAAGUUCAACAAACGUCACUAUCUUUCUGAGGGCUCCACUAAAUGAGACACUGGUGAUAAUGCUUAAUAUUACACACUCCUCAAAACACAGCACCAUUAUUGAACUGCCUGAUGAAGUACAAUUGCCUGCAGGUCACACUAAAGCAGACUUCCAAGUGAAAGCAGAGGAUGUUGGACAAGUAACAGUUUAUCUUUAUACCAUUAAUUUCAACUUAACUGGACCUAGGAUUCAAUUUCAAGUGAUUCAUAGCGUCAUAGUGCGGUAUGCUGAUGAAGUGAUUGGCUGGAUCUAUUUCCUCGCCUGGUCUAUCUCCUUCUAUCCUCAACUCUUCGAGAACUGGCGACGAAAGAGUGUUGUUGGACUAAGCUUUGACUUUAUAGCAUUAAACCUCACUGGCUUUAUAGCAUACAGUGUAUUUAAUGUUGGACUCUUCUGGAUUCCCUUGAUUAAGGAGGAAUUCUUAGUCAGUUAUCCCAGUGGGGUGAACCCUGUGGCUGUCAAUGAUGUUUUCUUCAGUCUCCAUGCAGUAGCUGUGACUCUCCUCACUGUAAUUCAGUGCUGCAUCUAUGAGAGAGCAGGUCAGAAAGUAUCCAAAGUUGUUGUUGGACUACUGGCACUUGCAUGGAUCUUCACAUUUACGAUACUCUUUCUUGCUGCAGCUGAGGAAAUGACAUGGCUACAGUUCUUAUUUUGCUUCUCUUACAUUAAGUUAGCAGUCACACUGAUAAAAUAUUUUCCACAGGCAUACAUGAAUUUCCGUCGGAAGAGUACUGAGGGAUGGAGUAUUGGAAAUGUAUUACUGGACUUCACUGGUGGAACCUUCAGCCUUCUCCAGAUGUUUCUUCAGUCAUACAACAAUGAUCAGUGGAAGUUAAUCUUUGGAGAUCCAACCAAGUUUGGCCUGGGUGUCUUUUCCAUUGUCUUCGAUAUUGUUUUUAUGGUCCAGCACUACUGCCUUUAUAGGAGACAAGGGUAUGAACGUUGUGAAUAACAUCACUUGUGAAGACAACAACUUUAAAUUGAACUUGCCCCUCCCCUGGCUGAGGGCUUUCAAGAUGCCAACUGCCAGUUACUAGAACUGCAGAUCCUGAUCUCUGUUUUUACUCUGAUACUCUCUGGUAUGGAAUACAAGCUGUUGCCUUGCCAAAUGCUGACUGCCAGAUGCCUUAAAGGACAACAAGCUCUCCAGCCACCACUUGGAAGACUCAUGCCUGUGCAGCUGCAGACAGCUUAGCAUGAGCUGUCCAAGCAACAUGUGGCAACAUUAACAGGGAAGAGAAAGACCAGAGUAAUAUCUUUCUGACUGGAAGCAAAGCACAAAGAGCCAAGUUCUGGCUUCCAAAAAUCUGAGAUGAUUAAGCAACCACUUAAUAUUUUAAUGUAAAGACCAAAGACUGUCUGUGUAUCAAAGUGCUGCUGCUGACUCCACAGACAGAUCACAGUAAAACACCACUCAGGUUGGCUGUUAACAGAUGUAGUGGCACAUAAAAAAGAAUAAUGAAGUUAGUAGCAAAUAAUACAUGAAUAUUAGGACCUGAGCUCUUUAUUAAAAGAAAACUAAGAAGCAGAAACUAUUCUUCUCACUAAAAGAUCUUUCAAAGGUGCUAAGGCAAAUGUUCAGAUUUAUCUGAAUACUUCUAGUGCACUAACUUCAUUUUGCUCAGUUCUACUGACAUGCCUUGAAUCCUAAAUGGUGGAUGGUAAAGAUUAAAGAUUUAUCAAAGAGAUUAUUUAAGUGUAUCAUGUUAACAGCCCCAUAAUUAAACACAUUUUUGUUCCCGGACAACUUCAUAACUACAUGUGGUUUGUUCUAGGUAGAGAUCAAGGUCUUGAGUUACUUGGAGAUAAGCAUUAUACCCUUUAAAAAACCAGAAAGGAAUCCAUGUAUUUGUACUUUACUUGAAUGCUUAAAAGCUACUCUGUCUUACUAGGUGUGAACAUAAAAACUAGAGCCCCUUCUCCCCCUGCUAGAGACCAGAUGAUUUAACAGCUCACUAACACUGCAACUCCCCCCCAGUAAAACCAGACUUUACUAACCUCAGACUGCAGUGUGUUGAUGUAGUCCACAAUCCACUCUGAGCCAGAAAGAAGGUCUCAGCCAGAGGCAGUCAAGUGAAGUAGCAUUCUUAAUGUUAGGAGAAACAGCUCAGGAAAUCAAACUCUUGUUUUAUUGUGUGUAAAAUCAAGUGAAAUAGCAGUACAAAUAGCAGUGUAUCUUUAUAGUAACAAAAAUAACUUCAACUUGAAAGCCUUAAAAUUUUACCACUGAACUUUUAAGUUACAAAAUUGAAAAGCAGGAUUGUAAUAAUUCCAUAGAUUAUAAAAAAUGGUAAAUAGGCAUCUGCUGGUGUGUCUGAGAUGCAUCAAUCACAACAUACAUACAUGGCACAGCAGUAAUGUACUGAAUAAGUUAGUCUGCCACCUCCUCAUGUUCUAUUUACAACAGCUUACCUGAAGACUGCUAAAGGAAAGUAUAGAUAGUGUAUAAAAUCAACUGAUGGGGAUUGAGAACUCCAGUUUUUGGAUAACUGUAAAGCUAGCUGGUUAACAAACCACGAGGAUGCUAGAUAAUUAACUCAGUGUUGCAGCAAGGAUCUUAAAUCCUGUGGCAUGUAGAUUGAAACAUCUUACCAGAAGUUUAAGUUUGGUCAAGAGGCACUUUUGCAAGUUACUGGCAUAUUCAUCUCUUCCAUCCAAUAAAUCAGUGAUUUAAGCAGUCUUCUAGAAGACAGACCAAAAUCUACCCCUCCCACCUCAAGUCUGCUAAGAGUGGAAUGAAGAACCAAAGAUUACAGCUACAAGCAGCUCUUUUUUUUUUAAAUUCAGCAAUAGUGUUUUCUUUCCUGCUCCAUAUUCCUUUCAUUUAAACUUGAUUCACUUGAUGUUACAAAUUACUUGGGAACAAGGAAAGUUUUUACUCUGACAGUGCAGUUGAACUGUAGUGUGUGUGAACUUCUAGUGUGCUUCACAGGCAUUAAUCUAACACUUCUGUGUUACUUAAUUGUUUCUUGUCUGAAGAGGCUGCUUUGCACAGGGAAUCUCUGCAGUAAGCCGUAAUGCCCCAAACCCUUCGGCAUACUCUAGCUAGCUAGCACACAGUGUGGGAUUAGUACAGUGUUGCUCCCCACAGCAGUGUGCAACUCUUAAUGCUGGCAUUCUAAUUUGAUAGCAGGACAGGACAGUUCACUUCUAAAAGCUUAAGCACAGCAAAUCCUCUUACCUUCCAUAGCAGAAACCACAUUUCCUGGUUUGUGCUAUAAAAGAAUCCUGUCAAAGUUAAGGCUUUUCCAGUUGCUCCCUUACAUAAAUGGGGUUUGUCCUGUCCUCCUCAAAGCCAUGACUAUAUAAUAAAGUCUUAACCGUGUACCUGCAGGGAAGACUUUAGAGAAGCACUCUUGCUGGGGGGAGUAGAGUUUUACUACUGCCAGUUAAACCAGAGAAA